Tribolium madens (black flour beetle) is the source of this 869-nucleotide messenger RNA. Its product is annotated as phosphatidylinositol 4-kinase-like. The record is from RefSeq and is a predicted model, not a curated record. Bases 91 to 702 code for a protein of 203 amino acids. NCBI's taxonomy places the organism in Eukaryota, Metazoa, Arthropoda, Insecta, Coleoptera, Tenebrionidae. The transcript has a single exon.
AAACCAAUUUACAUAUCACUUUUGACAGGACUACAAUGUGACACGAAUUGCAAAAAACUUUUCAACAAAAAUAAACAAUUAAAGGCAAGAAUGGGUGUUUCCCGAGUGAUAAAGACACUUUUAUUAAUUGUUGUGUGUUGUGUUUUUGUGGUGUCGGAAGAUGUACCCGCCCCAAGCCGAACUUUACCAGCAGCUGUCUCUCCAGUGGCCGCCGAGGGGGGCCCCAUUAUGCUUCCAAACGACACGACUCACAUGGGCCGCGAACACAUGAUAAAGGUGAAUCACAAUAAAGUCACACCGGAUUUUGUGGUGGGUCAGAAAAGUGAUAACAAGACGAGUGUACCUAAAAAAGGCGCUGUUUUGCCAGACUCUAAAGUCAAAUCGACAUCGUCGUCAACGACGACUACAACUACAAGUACGACGACGACGACAACCACAACCACCACUACGAUACCCCCUAAACCAACGUUGACAAUUGGCGAGGACGAAGAACCUCUAAAUGAAAAACACGAUAUUAACAGACAGUCAGUUGUUGAGAAGCAUAAAAAAACUGACUAUGUUGUGCCUAUUGUUGUUGUAAUACUCUCAGUUCCUUUGGUAGCUAUUAUUUUUUCAGUUUUGUACAAACGCGGCUCAGAUUGGUGGCAACAUAGACAUUAUAGAAGGAUGGACUUUCUUAUCAACGGGAUGUACGAUAAUUAAUUCAAUUCUCCAAAGAUUUGACUGUGCUAACUGUCAUCGCAUUUAUCUUAAUCUUAGCUGUAAAUACUUGUACUGUGCCUUACAAACGCAAUUAUUUUGUGAUAUUUCCAGAUAAUAAUUUGUUGAUUCUGUGUAUUUUUCUACCAUAAUAAAAGUGAAUAGAAAUU